AAGUACUUCUGAAUAAUUUGUAAAUUCUAACAACAUUUAAGUAGUGAAUUGGAAUUUUUAUGUUUUUGUGAUUGUUUAUUUUACGUCCGUGUUGAAUUGAAAACAAGUUACAUUUUUGAUAUCGCAGGUUAUGACAAUUGCUAACAGACCUUCGUAAAAAAUGUCUGUGUGUAGUGCAGCUGAAAUUGCAGAAAAACGCCGAAUAGCUUUGGAGAAACUGGCAGCCAAGAAAAAACGCUUGGCUAAUACCGUGUCUACCGAAAUUACUAAAGGGACUGCGACGCAACAGCAGCCGUCCUUUAAGCAGCAACAUCAGACGUACCAGCAAGCUACAACAGUCAACCAACAACAAAAUGCAGCAGAAAAACCCUCCGCAGCGGCCAUAAAUUUCUUAAAUGAUUUAAAACGAGGUAACGUAGGUGGAUAUGGUAAGAAUACACGUGAUGCAUCACAUCCUUACCGGCGUGAUGCAUUUUCGGGUAAACAGAAUACUAAUGCCACACACACGUCAAGCAACGAGCAUAAACAAGUAGCACCUGUUUUUAUCUCUAAAGUAAGCUGCAAGGUGCACAUGGUGAGCAACACACGCUUCGUUGUGCAGCCUUCAUGUUUUCAUGGCAAACUGAUUGAUGUCUUCAAAAGCAUACCAUCGAAAGCUUAUGAUAGCUCCAAACGUAUUUGGAGUUUUGGACUCCAAGACUAUGAACUCCUGCAAAGUAAAGUUUUGCUUAUGAAACCGGAAGUCGUCAUUGGCUCUAUACCUAAGAAUGUGAUUUCGGUGUGUCGUUCGCCGGCUGUAGAAGUCGAACGCUCCUGCUUGUCUUCAAUUGAACCAAAGUUAGCACAAAAACUGUUACCAUUUCAGCAGGAAGGUGUUUGCUUUGCUAUAGCGCAUCACGGUCGUCUCAUGAUUUGUGAUGAAAUGGGUCUUGGCAAAACGUAUCAGGCGCUAGCGGUGGCCGACUUUUAUAAAGAAUCCUGGCCGCUACUGAUUUGCACCACUGCUUCUAUUAGAGAGUCUUGGGCCUCACAUGUACGUGAGCUUCUACCCAGCAUACCAAUUCAUUACAUACAAGUCCUCACCAAUAAUCAACAAUUUAUUGAGGAUGCAAAGGUUCUCAUUACCAGUUAUAAUAUGAUGGACCGGCAUGUUGAACAGCUAAUGCAACGUAAUUUCGGCUUUGUAAUUUUCGAUGAAUCACACACUUUAAAAAAUUCAAAAACCAAAUGUUCCAUGGUGGCGGGACGUCUAUCGAAGCAAGCACGGCAUGUGAUUUUAUUAUCUGGCACACCAGCGCUUUCACGGCCUUUGGAGUUAUUCACACAAAUCCUUAUGAUUGAUCGCAAGUUUAUGACCUUUAUAGAUUUCACUUCUCGUUACUGUGAUGGCAAACAAACGAAUUUCGGUUGGGAUGCUUCAGGUCAGUCGAAUCUGGAGGAGUUAAAUGUGGUGCUCAAAUUGAAAUUUAUGAUACGUCGUACAAAGGAAGCUGUUUUACCACAAUUGUCUGGGAAGCAACGAGAAACAGUUCUGCUAGACCCGGCGCUAUUACAACAUAAUAAUGACACGCAACAUAACUUAGAAACGCUUAGUAAGAGUUUCUCGUCAAGCAAAGGUCAUGAGCGAAAGGAUAUCCUUUUAAAAUUUUAUUCCACAACGGCUGAGGUCAAAGCGCGUGCUGUCUGUGCAUACCUGAAAAAUAUUAUUAAGGAAAACAUAAAGUUUAUUGUGUUUGCACAUCAUCGUGUCAUGAUGGACUCCAUUACCGAUUGUUUGAACAAAUUAAAUGUUAAUUUUAUACGUAUAGAUGGCAGCACCAAAAACGAAGCCAGAGCAGAAAAUAUUGACAAAUUCCAAACAAAAUCUUCAUGCAAAGUAGCGGUGCUCUCGCUUCGAGCUUGUAAUGCAGGCAUCACUCUAACGGCUGCUGAAAUGAUUAUUUUUGCCGAGUUGGACUGGAAUCCCAGUACCUUAGCGCAGGCUGAAAGUCGCGCACAUCGAAUUGGUCAGACUAAACCGAUUAUUUGUCGCUAUUUGUUGGCCGCUAAAACUUCUGAUGAUAUUAUAUGGAAUAUGUUAAAAAACAAACAAGAUGUAUUAAAUAGAGCUGGACUCUUUUGCGAAGACUUACAAGAUGCUACGCAUACCAGAGUACCAACGGAUUUGCAUACAAUCGAGAACUAUUUCUCGCCUACAAAGAAGGACAACCAACCGUCAGCUAGUGUUGAAUUUGAGGCAAAUACUAAAUCGAAACCAACGGAAAGUGUUACAAAUGAUUUAACAAACGAAUUGGACUUGAGUAAAGAGUUGGAAAAUAUUGGAGACUUCUUUCAGGAUGACGAUGAUGAUGCGUUCAAGGGCCUGAUGUUUUGAUUGUUUUGUAUUCUAGACAAAAUUUAUAAAAUGCUUAUUUAAGAACUGAGAAGUGCAUGAAAACUGUGUUUACCUACAUUUUUUGGGUCACAAUUUGCCUUGAAAUAAAUUUAUAAAUAUUAA
Messenger RNA from Anastrepha obliqua, 2497 nucleotides. RefSeq names its product SWI/SNF-related matrix-associated actin-dependent regulator of chromatin subfamily A-like protein 1 (gene Marcal1). Gene Ontology annotation, molecular function: ATP-dependent chromatin remodeler activity; ATP binding. The coding region runs from base 161 to 2374 and encodes 737 amino acids. Gene Ontology annotation, cellular component: nuclear replication fork. The transcript is spliced from 10 exons. Lineage: Eukaryota; Metazoa; Arthropoda; Insecta; Diptera; Tephritidae. Gene Ontology annotation, biological process: DNA repair; replication fork processing. The record is from RefSeq and is a predicted model, not a curated record.